UAGCUCCCCAAUCACUCAAGAUUCCAUCAAAUUAUGCGGGUCACUCCCUAUCGCUUGUCUCGUCUUGAGACUCCAAUAAGCUUCGAGGCAUCGGUACAGUUAGAUCAUUCAAUGCGGUCUGAAAGAGAAUCAGAAAGUCUUCAUCGCUGAUUCAACCGCCGUCUGCUCUCGCUCGGCCUUCUUCAAAAAUGCCGUCGAAAGCCCGCUCUACCAACAGCACAGAACCGUCUAUUUACUUGAAGACGAACCACCAAUUGUUCACUUCUGGCUCACACACGUCGUGAGAGGCAAACUCUGCACAAUUCACCCUAUCGACAUCAAAGUCUUGACUCAGGUCAUGAGCCCAGAAGAGAUUAACAAAGAAUACAUCGACCUAUGCAAGCUCUACAGCCUAUGCGAGAAGCUCGACGACCGGAUCGCCAGGGAAGCCAUCGUCAUCAGGAUGCAUAAAAUGGCUCCUCGCGCAACACCUCCAUUCGAGUGCGUGAACGUCAUCUACCAAGGAACGAUGAGCGACUCUCCCAUGAGAAAGCUACUGGUGGAUAUUCUGUUGCGGGCGGGUGUAGACGACGAUUUGAAUGCUUGUCGUGAUUCCGUCAAGGAGGAGUUCAUGCAGGACUUUACUUGUGUGAGGCAAAUGCAUUUCAGGAUGCGGAAGAGGAAAGAGUACAGAGAGCGGGAGGGUGCUUAAAGAACCUUCAAGAACUAAAAGGAGUCCUGAAGUCAGACUUGUUCGACGCAUGAAUGAUGGUGUUAGAUUCGAG
Molecule: messenger RNA, 764 nt
Organism: Aaosphaeria arxii CBS 175.79
Lineage: Eukaryota; Fungi; Ascomycota; Dothideomycetes; Pleosporales
Exons: 3
Coding region: 338-691 (117 amino acids)
Source: RefSeq, a predicted model, not a curated record